Molecule: messenger RNA, 951 nt
Organism: Solanum verrucosum
Lineage: Eukaryota; Viridiplantae; Streptophyta; Magnoliopsida; Solanales; Solanaceae
Product: transcription factor bHLH18-like
Exons: 4
Coding region: 1-951 (316 amino acids)
Molecular function (GO): protein dimerization activity
Source: RefSeq, a predicted model, not a curated record
AUGGAUACAUGGUGGUCUGAAAUGAGUAGCUGCAGUAUGAAUGAUCACAACUUUGUUAAUCAGAGCCAGACGAUGACACCAUUUAAUGAAUUGCCUUUCAAUUCUAAGCCCUUUUCUACUUUUUCUCCUCCUCCUCCUCCCUCCAGUGUAAUUUCUAAUCACAGCUACUCCAAUUCAAUGCCAGCUAAAAACCAAUUCGAAAAUUUGAAUACCUUUAAGGUCGUCAAGCGUGAGAUUCCAUCAGGAACUACAAUAAACUUCUCUUCUUCCGUUAAUUCUAUGGACGAUUCUGAUUUUGGUGAUAUCGAGGCCAUGGGAUUUGGUGCUGCUGUUACGACUACUACUGAUCAGAAGAAAAGUUACAAUAGAACAAGUGUUCAGGCACAAGAUCACGUUCUAGCUGAAAGAAAGCGGAGAGAACGCUUAACUCAGCGUUUUAUAGCUUUAUCUACCCUCAUUCCCAACCUAAAGAAGUUGGACAAAGCAACAGUACUGGGAGAUGCUAUCCAAUAUAUAAAACAGCUGGAAGAACAAGUAAAAACACUUGAGGAAAAAAACAAGAAAUGUAGCGAGCAACCGGAGAUUCCAGCAGCAAAGAGACCUCGAUUGGUUUCCAGUUGUGACGAUUCAUCGUCGUGUGGCGAAAUAUCCAGUGUUAGCGCAGACGAUAGAUCAUUGCCAGAUAUUGAAGUUAGAGCUUCAGAUGGAAAUAUUCUGAUUAGAAUUUAUUGCAAAAAACAAAAUGGGAUAAUGAAGGAAAUAUUCAAUGAAGUGGAAAAACUUCAUCUUUCUAUCAUUAGUUGCAGUGUUAUGCCUUUUGGCGACAACACUUCACACAUGACUAUUAUUGCUCAGAUGCAUCAUAAAUUAACAAGCGUGACACCAAAUCAUGUUGCGAAUAGAAUCCGAGCGGCGAUGAUGAAAGAAGAAGCCAACUCCUUUACAGCAUAG